Dreissena polymorpha is the source of this 3921-nucleotide messenger RNA. Its product is annotated as 2-hydroxyacyl-CoA lyase 1-like. The record is from RefSeq and is a predicted model, not a curated record. Gene Ontology annotation, cellular component: peroxisome. NCBI's taxonomy places the organism in Eukaryota, Metazoa, Mollusca, Bivalvia, Myida, Dreissenidae. Gene Ontology annotation, molecular function: thiamine pyrophosphate binding; catalytic activity; magnesium ion binding. The coding region runs from base 108 to 1832 and encodes 574 amino acids. The transcript is spliced from 15 exons. Gene Ontology annotation, biological process: fatty acid alpha-oxidation.
UCUGGAUUUUAAUGUGUAACCACGAGGACACUAACGGUAUGCCGUAAAAAGUUGGCUGUCUAUAAAUACCCAGCGACGGCAGUAUUUUGUCACAUGACACGGUCAAAAUGGCAGACGAACUAAUCGAGGGAUGUGCGGUGUUAGCCAAGUCUCUGAAAGAUCAGGGCGUGCAGUAUGUGUUUGGCAUUGUGGGUAUACCUGUCAUCGAGGUGGCGAUGGCUGUACAAAGGGAAGGAAUCAAGUUUAUCGCUAUGCGAAAUGAGCAGGCAGCCUCUUAUGCUGCGUCUGCUAUUGGUUACUUGACUGGAAGGCCUGCUUGUUGUCUGGUUGUGUCUGGUCCUGGCCUGGUCCAUGCCAUAGCAGGGAUGUCCAACGCCAUGGAAAACUGCUGGCCAAUGAUAGUGAUAGGUGGUUCAUCAGAGCGAGACCAGGACAAGAUGGGGGCAUUCCAAGAGUACCCCCAGGUGGAGAGCGCUCGCCUGUACAGCAAGCUGACCUGUCAGCCCAGCAGGAUUGAGAGGAUUCCCUACUAUGUGGAGAAGGCUUACAGGACAAGUAUUUAUGGUAGACCAGGCCCAGUGUAUAUAGACAUACCAGGCAACUUUGUGCUAACUCAAGUUCCAGCUAAAGAUGUUCGCUACAUCCCACGUUGCCCACCUCCCCCUAAGACUUGUGCCAGCACUGAAGACGUAAAGCGUGCAGUAGAUGUACUAUCAUCUGCAAAGAAACCAUUAGUUAUUAUUGGGAAGGGUGCUGCAUAUGCUCAGUGUGAGGAGGAGUUGCGGUCCCUGGUGGAGGGGUGCAGACUGCCCUUCCUGCCCACACCCAUGGGGAAAGGGACACUUCCGGAUGACCACACCCUCUGUGUGGCUGGCGCUAGAUCUACGGCCCUACAGGAAGCAGAUGUAAUUCUGUUGCUAGGGGCCAGACUCAACUGGAUCCUGCAUUUUGGAGCUCCGCCCCGCUUCAGAGCGGAUGUCAAGUUUAUUCAGAUUGAUAUUUCCCCAGAAGAGAUAGGCAACAAUGUUCACCCAGCAGUGGGAUUGUGUGGAGACCUGAAGUCAGUCCUGGCACAGAUGAAUUCAGAACUGGGUCAGAGGCGACCAGCGUUUGUGCUCAACUCCCAGUCUGAUUGGUGGAAGGUCUUGCAUGAGAAAGUGGCUAAGAACAGAGCCAGUGUGGAUCAGAACUCGGCCGACAAGGCUCUGCCUUUAAACUACUACGCCGCAUUUGAUGAGGUUAACAAGAUAAUUCCAAAGGAUGCCAUUGUGGUGAGUGAAGGUGCCAAUACAAUGGACAUCAGCCGAACAUGCAUCCCUAAUAUUCUCCCCAGACACAGACUAGACGCUGGCACGUUUGGCACCAUGGGUGUGGGGGUGGGGUUUGCAAUAGCCGCCGCGGUCUGGUGUCAGGACCAUGCCCCGGGGAAACGGGUUGUUUGCAUCCAAGGUGACAGCGCGUUUGGGUUCUCUGGCUUUGAGGUGGAAACCGUGUGCAGGUACCGUCUCCCGAUCAUCUUUGUGGUCAUCAACAACAAUGGUAUCUCGAGAAGCUUCAGCGAGGAAGUCUUCAACAGCCUGGAGGGGACGGACAGAUUUAUCACACAUCCCCCAACCGUACUGUCCCCUAACGCGCGCUAUGACAAGGUCCUUGCAGCUUUUGGCGGCAAUGGCUACUACUGCCAGACACCGGGGGAGAUCCAAAAGGCGCUGACAGAAUCGCUGGCAAACACGAAGCAACCUUCCAUGUUGAAUAUCAUGAUCAACACAAUGGCUGACAGGCGGGCGCAGGCAUUUUCCUGGUUGGAGUCUAUACAGCCAAGCAAGAUGUGAGGGGUCUUCCAAACAAAGCAUGAAGGAGCACCUCCAACUUGUGAUGUUUAUGUUUGGGUGAUGGAUUGAAAAGAGUGUGUGAUAACUGGGGAUAAUCCUUGUAAAGAAAGCAUGGCUUUCAUACAUUAUGGUGUUAUUAUAUGAGCCGAGUCUUGAGAAUAGUCGGCUUAAUGCUUGUGCUUAAAGUGUCGUCCUAGAUUUGAUAAACAUGUGCAGUACUGACAGGCUAAUCAGGGACGACACUUUUUAUGUCCCCCACUAUAGUAGUGGGGGACAUAUUGUUUUUGCCCUGUCUGUUGGUCUGUCUGUUUGCGCCAACUUUAACAUUUUGCAAUAACUUUUGCUAUAUUGAAGAUAGCAACUUCAUAUUUGGCAUGCAUGUGUAUCUCAUGAAGCUGCACAUUUUGAGUGGUGAAAGGUCAAGGUCAAGGUCAUCCUUCAAGGUCAGAGGUCAAAUAUAUGUGGCCAAAAUGGCUCAUUUUAUGAAUACUUUUGCAAUAUUGAAGAUAGCAACUUGAUAUUUGGCAUGCAUGUGUAUCUCAUGGAGCUGCACAUUUUGAGUGGUGAAAGGUCAAGGUCAUCCUUCAAGGUCAGAGGUCAAAUAUAUGUGGCCCAAAUCGCUUAUUUUAUUAAUACUUUUGCAAAAUUGAAGAUAGCAACUUGAUAUUUGGCAUGCAUGUGCAUCUCAUGGAGCUGCACAUUUUGAGUGGUGAAAGGUCAAGGUCAAGGUCAUCCUUCAAGGUCAGAGGUCAAAUAUAUGUGGCCCAAAUCGCUUAUUUUAUGAAUACUUUUGCAAUAUUGAAGAUAGCAACUUGAUAUUUGGCAUGCAUGUGUAUCUCAUGGAGCUGCACAUUUUGAGUGGUGAAAGGUCAAGGUCAAGGUCAUCCUUCACAAGGUCAAGGUCAUCCUACAAGGUCAAACAUCAUAUAGGGGGACAUUGUGUUUCACAAACACAUCUUGUUGCUUUAUGGUAGUUUUCGUUUUAAGGAAAAGACUCUUCUUUGAGAACACUUUACGCACAUGAAUUAAAUCCACUUUCCCCAGAGAAAGGCUCAUUUAUAUUAGGCUAAAGUUGUUUUAAAUGGCAUGGUAUGCUAUUUCUGUUGUAUUAUUUAUGUUUGAUAUGUUUUUGGAACAUAAUUUGUUUAUUAGGAAACAAUUGCAAAAUGUGUUGUCUUGAACUUGACAGAAAGAAAUAUUUGUAAAUAAGCAAAACAACUGAUAGAUUGACAAUACAUGUUCUCAUAUUUGUAAUAGUAUGUAUGAUUAGUAGAUUACCAAAGACUGCUAUUAUUUUAAAGUAAAAAGGAAGUCUGUUCGAAACUAAAAUCCAGGGGCUGUAUUCCAGUAGCUUCUUAAGUUAAAAUAUAACUUACGUUGAAAUAUUGCGCAAUAUUUUUUCUUAUCUCCGCCAUUUUUUCUUUAAACAUAAGAUUUCACUUAAGUUAAAUUCUGGUAGCUUCAUAAACUUAAUAAAUUUCUUUACUCUGUGUAUUUUUUCUCAUAUAUUUAAAAUCAAGUCAACUUCCUUUAACUCUUAAAGGAAUUUCUUAAAGAGAAAUACUAAGCGUCUCAUGUUUUGUUUUUGACAUUUCAAAUUUAACAUAAGAAAUUUAUUUAAGAAAUUUCUUAACUUAAGUGAAAAAUAAAGAAGCUACUGGAAUACGGCCCCUGAUUAGGCAGAAACUGGCGUCCUUGAUUAGCCUUUGCGGAUUGCACUUGCUUAUCUGGGAUGACACUAAAUGCACAUGCAUUAAGCCCUGUAUUCCCAGAACGAGGCUCAAUUUAACGUUUGAAGCUUAAGAAACUCAAUUUACUAUAGUACUCACUAGACCUUUCGUUCACAGUCAAUAAGGGACUUAAUAUAACAACAAAUAAGGUAUUCUGAAGAAAGCCACUGUCAGCCUUAAGUACGUUUGUCUUUGUGUAUGCAUCGCGUACAAUUCUUUCAAAUAGUCUCCUGUACCAAUCUGAAGAUUUAACGAAACUUUACAUUUUCAAGCGAGUUAAUUUGAUCCUCUUAAAAAUCAUUAUUGAUAAACGUUGAUGAAUAUAAUACUUGAAUAAAAGUUCAGAUGAACCAACCAAA